Molecule: messenger RNA, 1834 nt
Organism: Paecilomyces variotii
Lineage: Eukaryota; Fungi; Ascomycota; Eurotiomycetes; Eurotiales; Thermoascaceae
Product: pre-mRNA splicing factor
Exons: 1
Coding region: 83-1645 (520 amino acids)
Biological process (GO): mRNA splicing, via spliceosome; spliceosomal tri-snRNP complex assembly
Cellular component (GO): precatalytic spliceosome; U4/U6 x U5 tri-snRNP complex; U4 snRNP
Source: RefSeq, a predicted model, not a curated record
CCGUGGCGAAGACCUUCAACCAGUUCGAAUUUAUCCUGUUCAUCAACAUCUCUGGGGUGAUUCUUUCACAGCUGCUGUCACAAUGUCGACCGCAGAAGAGCUAUUGAGGGAUUUCGAGGAGGAUGAGGAGGGCUUCGAGGGCCUGGAGGAGCAGGAGGAGCCCGAGGAGAUGGAGCAGGAAGAAGAGCCCCAAGAGAAACCGGCGAAUGACUUCGAGACUGCCAUGUCCACGGCGGACGAGCUUACACGUCUUCAUAAAGUCCUUCGUGACCAUUAUUCCAUUCGAUUUCCGGAGUUAGAGACGCUCGUUACAAACCCUAUCGACUACGCAAAGACCGUUGCGAUCUUGAAGAAUGGCCCGCUUAACGACAUCAAGGCGAUUUCGUCCUCAGCUGACAAUAUGGUUGGCGCAUCGCUGGAAUCGGUGCUGGAUGGACCUACGUUGAUGGUUGUUGCUGUCGAAGGGACAACUACAAGAGGGCGCGAGAUGACUGAGUCGGAACUGAAGAUUGUCCUGGAUACCUGCGAGAGAAUUCUGAAGUUGGACCGCGAGAGGACUGCCCUGGCGGAAAGUGUGGUGUCGCGUAUGAACGAGAUGGCGCCCAAUUUGACCGCGCUCAUCGGACCGCAGACAGCAGCUCAAUUCCUGAACCAGGUCGGAGGUCUUCAUGAGCUGGCCAAGGUCCCCGCGUGCAAUUUGGCCGCUCAGGGUUCGAAGAAGCAGUCCGGACUGGGCUUUGCUACAAAUGUUGGAAUCAGACAGCAGGGAUUUCUCUACAAUUCGCCCGUCAUCCAGGGCAUUCCUAACGACCUCAAGCGUCAGGCGAUGCGCAUUGUGUCUGCUAAAAUGGUUCUUGCCGCCAGAGCAGAUGUGGCGGGGUCUAGUCGCGAUGGAUCUAUGGGAGAGGAGCUGAAGCAACAGUGUUUCCAACGUCUCGAGAAACUAACUGAACCUCCGCCUAACAAGGGACCUCGUGCUCUUCCGGCACCGGACGACAAACCAUCGAGGAAGCGAGGAGGUCGCAGGGCUCGUAAAGCCAAGGAGGCCAUCGCUAUGACGGAGAUCCGUAAAGCGCAGAACCGCGUUGCUUUCGGUAAGGAAGAAGCAGAAAUCGGUUACGGAACCGGUGAAGGGACAAAGGGACUGGGAAUGCUGGGCCAGCAGGACCUUGGCCGUAUUCGCGCGACUCAAAUCGAUCAGAGGACGAGGGCCAAGCUCAGCAAGAACAACAAGGGCUGGGGCGCAGCGACUCCUGUUGCUGGAACGGCUUCCUCCCUUCGUGGUUUUGGACAGGGCUCUGGCAGUGCCUCUGUCCUGCAGGCGAAGGGCCUUCGUACAACCGGAGUCGGACCCUCUUUGGGAGGAGUUGCGGGUACAGCUAGUUCUAUCGCGUUCACACCUGUCCAGGGACUUGAGCUUGUCGACCCCAAGGUCCAAGCCGAGCUCAACAGGAAGCGGAAAGCGGAGGAAGACAGAUGGUUCAAGAGUGGAACGUUCACUCAGGUCGGGAGUCAGAACAGUAAUAACUCGCAGCAGCAGCAGCAGCAGAAUGGUGGAUUCAAAGUCCCGGACAUCCCUGCGAGGAAGAAGGUCGACACAGGUGAUGGCAAGAUGGCUCCUCCGCCUCUUCCGGUGAAGAAAUAGAUUAGUCCAUCCUAUCCUUCGAAGGAAAGGAUUGUGCCGUGUAUGCAUUUGGGGCGUUCUGGCGGGGUUAUUUUAUACGAUUGCUUGCAUGAUACCAUGUCUCUAUUGUUUCAAGAUCAUGGGGUUGGCGGAAAAGCCCAUAGGAUGAAUAGAAUUCAAACUUUCUAGAAACAGUAACUGAACAGCAAG